Messenger RNA from Penicillium subrubescens, 1698 nucleotides. Its product is annotated as cytochrome P450. Gene Ontology annotation, molecular function: heme binding; oxidoreductase activity, acting on paired donors, with incorporation or reduction of molecular oxygen; monooxygenase activity. NCBI's taxonomy places the organism in Eukaryota, Fungi, Ascomycota, Eurotiomycetes, Eurotiales, Aspergillaceae. The coding region runs from base 1 to 1698 and encodes 565 amino acids. The transcript is spliced from 7 exons. The record is from RefSeq and is a predicted model, not a curated record.
AUGGAGGAGCGCCGGCCGAGCGUUGCAGAUGAGGGCCAUGGUGUCCCUAUUUCUGCUCGCCUCGCCAUGCCGGCACCACCGCCGCUGGCGAAAAUAUUAGCUGUCGCAAAGGAACCCUCGUACGCCAGCCUGCCCCUCCCAGUAUCCCUGCUCCUAGUUGCUACCGGCACCUGGAUCGUAUGCCAGUGGACCAAGAUUGUGUACAACCUCUUCUUCCACCCGCUGAGACAUAUCCCUGGCCCUCGUCUCGCGGCGGCCACCUACCUCCCGGAGUUCUACUACGAUGUCAUCAAGUCCGGACGUUAUACGAGGCGCAUCCAGCAGAUGCACCAGCAAUACGGCCCCAUAGUUCGCAUCAAUCCAUCAGAGGUUCACUGCAGCGAUCGUCGCUUUAUCGAGGAGAUCUACGCGGGAGGGAACCGGAAACGGGACAAACCGGUCCACCAGGUCCUGGGGAGUGGAGUCGCCGAGCAUGCCACCUUCUCGACCGUCAGCCACGAUGUCCACCGCAUGCGACGCGGUGCGCUGGCCAAAUUCUUCUCUCGCGCCCAAGUGUCCCACCUCGAACCGACGGUUCGCGACCUGGCCAGUCGUCUCUGCGACAAGAUUCUGAGGGUGGGCCAGGAGGCGCCAUUCGACGUGACCACGGCAUACAGCCUGUUCACCACCGAUGUCAUCUCGGGCUACUGCCUGGGCGAGAACCUCGGCUUGAUCGCGCAGCAGGGCUGGGAGCCCAACUUUCGGGAACCGCUCUACGCACAGCUGCGACUCGUCUACUUGUUUCGCUUUAUCCCGUUCCUCAAACAUGCGGGCGUGGCGAUGGCCAUGUUCACGCGGCGUCUGUCGCAGGACAUGGAAACCCUGUUCAACGCACUGAUUGUCGAUAUGCCAAAUUAUGUGCGGAAAGCCCAAGCCGACCAUGAAAAGGGCCUGGACAGCGGCUCCACCACAGUCUUUGGCUCCCUUUUGCGAUCCAACUUACCACCGUCGGAGAAGGGGCUGCAGCGCAUGACGGAGGAAGGGUUUUCACUCUUUGCCGCCGGGACGGAGACCGUUAGCUGGGCGCUGACCGUCAUCACCUACCAUCUUCUGUCCAAACCCGUGAUGCUGAAGCGGCUGUCCGAAGAGAUUCAUCAGGUUGUCGACGAGACAGGGCAGGUGCCAUCCUGGACGGCGCUGGAGAAGCUCCCGUACCUGGGUGCGGUGAUCCACGAGGGAUUACGUCUGUCGUACGGCCUGGCGAGUCGGACGUCGCGCGUCCCUACGGGGGAAGAUCUGGUGUACCAGGGCGAGUGGACGCCCCCGGGAACCCCCAGCAGCCGUGCGGACCCCAUUCCAGUCUCCUAUGUCAUCCCACGAGGUUCCGCCAUUGGCAUGUCCGCCGUGAUCGUUCACCACGACGAGAGCAUCUUCCCCGACUCAAAUGCCUUCCGCCCAGAGCGGUGGCUGGACGAGCAGAACCGGCAUCGAAAGGAGCUCGACCGGGCCCUCCUGGCUUUUUCCAAGGGCAGCCGUGGCUGCAUCGGGAUCAAUCUCGCCUACUGUGAACUCUAUCUCCUGCUAGCAAUGUUGGUGGUGCGAGUCUUUCCUCGAAUGCAGUUGUAUGAGACGACCGAGAGCGACAUCACGUACGACCACGACUUUUUCAAUCCGUUCCCCGUGUGGACCAGCAAAGGCGUGCGUGCGGUGGUGGUCUGA